AUGGCUCCAGUUCCAGUUGAAGAUCCCGGCAUGUCGAUGGAGCUGCCGGACAUUCCUGGAGUUUCACUAGAAGACCGCGAUAACGAAGACACCAAGCUCUCCCUGGAGGCUCGCAUGAUCGAAGAGAACAUUGCCGAAAUAUCACCCUCCAUCAGCCUCAACAACCUCGUUUCUCGAUCCGAUUCUACUUCCACCUCCACUUCCACCGUCAAGUAUGGCCAAGGCACGAUCGACCCCCACAGCAUCAAAAUGCAGGGUCUCAUGGCUCUAUUCGCCAUUAUCGGCGCAGCAUUUGUGCUAGGUGGCAUUUGGUUCUUCUUCUGGGCCAAGAACGGUGGCUUCCACUGGCGCAAGACGGACUGGGAUGACUACAAGUCUACCGUCCUGCGUCGUAAAGGCCCAGACGGCCGCACCCUCAGUAACGCGACCAAGAGUACAAAGCUCGGUGGCGGCAGUAUUGUGGACAAAGACUACACCGACGAUGGAUACACCUACACCGACGAGACAUACACGCAAACCGCCUCGACAAUCAUGACAACAGACGAGAAGCCGAGACGCAAACGCAACUUCAAGGAGAAGAUACUCCGCCGUAACCGCGAUGACCACUGGGAAGGCGCAGGAGACGCAGACGUCCGCGCAUACCGUGAGGAGAAGCCAGCACAGAUCGGCGGCAUGAACCGCGAGGCAGAUGGCACUUACCACGGUAGUGACUAUGACUCUUCCGCACCGCCUACACACUACAACCGCAGCGAGAUGAGCGAAGUCCGUGACUACGCUUAUGAAAAGCCCCGUCGAUCUAAGACUAAGCAGAAGAAGCGUAAUCCUUCUGGUUUCUCGUUCACUGCUGGCAGUGAAGAUGUGAUUAGCCAAACUACCGAGGAACAACCAUUGCGUGAUCCGGCUAGUCGCCGGGACCGGGACCGAGAUCAUGAGCGUGAGGCCCGUCGGGAGAACCGUCGUCGCGAAAAACGCAGUGCAGCCGCUUCUUCCGUGCCUUCUGUUCCAUCUGCUCCUUCGUCGCGUACUAGCAGCCCGCGUAAGAAGAAGGAGGCUCGCAAUAUGCCUGGUCACUUCACCGAGCCGCUGGAUUUCUCGUCUUCUGGCACUCGCUCUGAGUACCAAUAUUCCAAUGUUGAUACUGAAGACUCGGGUACUAAGAGUUAUCACCACCCGAUUGCUGGCUUGAGCAAAGGAUACCGACGUGAUGAUCGCCGUGAAGGUCGACGAAGCCGUCGCCGUGAUAGUUUGAGCGACAGUGAUGGUGAUGAGACCCGUUACUCAUGA
Penicillium pulvis is the source of this 1284-nucleotide messenger RNA. RefSeq lists its product as uncharacterized. NCBI's taxonomy places the organism in Eukaryota, Fungi, Ascomycota, Eurotiomycetes, Eurotiales, Aspergillaceae. The coding region runs from base 1 to 1284 and encodes 427 amino acids. The record is from RefSeq and is a predicted model, not a curated record. The transcript has a single exon.